This is a messenger RNA of Pogoniulus pusillus (Red-fronted tinkerbird), 1260 nucleotides long. RefSeq lists its product as uncharacterized. The record is from RefSeq and is a predicted model, not a curated record. The coding region runs from base 1 to 864 and encodes 287 amino acids. Lineage: Eukaryota; Metazoa; Chordata; Aves; Piciformes; Lybiidae. The transcript has 3 exons.
AUGGCGGCCGCGGCGCCGCGCACGUGCCCCUGGCUCCGCCGUGUCAGGCCGGGCGCGCGCAGGGCCGCACGCGCACGCGUGACGUGGUGGCAGGGGGCGGGGCCAUGGCGCAGGCGCGCGAGGCGCCGCCGCGGCUCAGCUGGGCUUCCCCCUCUCAUUCCCUCCUCCUCCUUCUUCCCCCUCCCCUCGCGGGUUCCGAACUCGGCACCAUCCGGGUCCCCCUUCCCCCGGGGCCGGGCCCGCGCCCGGGCCCCAGCCCUCACCUGGCGCCCGCUGCUCGGCGCGACCGGCCUGCGCGACCCCGUGCGUAGCCCGCUCCCUCCGUGCUGCCCGCACCAGGCAGCGGCGGUGGCACCGCACAGCGCCUGCUCCCCUCAGCGCGGCGGCGGCUCCUUCCGCUUCCUUCCCCUCCCCCUCCAGCCGCUGCGGCGGGGACCCACUCCCUGCAGCUCCGCCUGCUGGCAGAGGGCGGAGGCGGCUUGCCCGGCGUGCCCGCGGCGUCGACUGAGGGGCGGACUGCUCCCCCCCGCCCCGGGGGCGGGGGCCCAACAGCGUCGCUCUCCGGCAUGCCCCGAGGGGCGGGCCGGCCCUGCCAGGUGGCUGGGGAGCACGGGGCGUGCUCCAGUGCGCCGGGGCAGGUGUCUGGCGGGGCGCCCUGACGGCCGUAGCUCCCCGUGCCUGACCAGGGCAGAUGGCUGGGGCGAGAGACUACAGCCCGGCCUGAAGCGGCACCCGGCGGCUAUGAGCGUUCCUGCCGUGCCGAAUAACCCCGCUGCCGUCCCGCCUGCUGCUAGCUCCGGCGGGCUGCGCUGGCGUCCAGCCGCGCCACUGCCUGCAAAGAUAGCAGCCGGCCAGCGACGGUGACUUGCAGGUCCUAGGAUCUAGUGGCUACCUCUAGAAGUCGCUGCGACUGCCUUCACGGCCAGUUAUGGGCAUUAGGUCUAUUUUGUUCAUGGCUUCGACACUCCUGAUUUUCUCACUUCAACCAGUGCCUCGGGAACAGGCACCGUAGAGUACGCCAGCCCUCCAGCUUGAUUAAAAAUUAAGCACACUUCCACAUUUCUUCUUUUUCUCCUGUUUUUAUUGCAGGCUAGUCCUCUGCUAACGUGAUUACCAAGAGUUACUAUUUAAUACCUAUUUUAAAGCCUGUGCAAUAGGAGAUGGGUUAGCACUCUGCUACUACACAGAGGGAGAGUAACUACUGUGUACCUCUUAUUACCCUUCUGACUUUUUUUUUUUCUGGCGUAGGCCGUUUAUAAU